AAUUUGAGAAUGGCAUUGACAAAGAGGAAGGUCAUUGAGACCUGCAAAAAGGUCGUGCGGUCGUCUGACUUGAAGGUUCUGACCGUGAAGACGGCGCGUGCGCAGGUUGCCGAGGAGCUUGGUGUUGACCUCGAAGAACUGAAAUCAGAUCAAUGGAAGGACAUUGUCAAAGAUGCAAUUCAUGAGGAGGUGGACAGGUUGAACGAUGAGCCCGAAGAGGAGCUAGGAAGGGAGUCAUCACAAGGGCCAUCGCCUCCACCGAAGAUGAAGUCUGCGAAGAAGGCCCCUAAGUCACCAUCGCCUGAGCCUUCACCUGCUCCUGAAGAUGAAGAUGAAGACGAGGAUGAGGAGGUUAAGGACGUGAGCGAUGCGGAAUCCGAUAUGUCGUCCUUGAUCGACGAACCCAUGCCUACGAAGAAGAGCCGCAAGCGCAAGUCGACCAGCGGCUCCCCUUCAGACUCCGAUGACAUCCUCAACGACGCACCAAAACCAAAGAAAAAAGCCGCACCCAAGAAGGAACCCGUCAAACGCGCAAAGAAAGACUCCAAAGACUCGACCCCUGUUGACCCCGAACAAGAGAAGGUCGACAACCUAAAGAAAAUCAUCGUCGCAUGCGGAGUCCGAAAACAAUGGGUCAAAGAAUUCGCUGAUAAGCCCGACCUCGCUUCACAAAUCAAGCAUUGUCGCAAGAUCUUGUCGGAUCUUGGGAUGAAGGGUGAGCCUACGAUAUCUAAGGCGAAGACACUGCGUGAGAAGAGGGAGUUUGACGCGGAGGUACAAGCUUUGCAGGCGAAUAAAGAGGGGAAUGAGGAGGAGGAGGAGGAGGAGGAGGAGGAGGAUGCGCCGCCAAGGACGAGGGGGAGUGGGAAGCCGCCUGCGAGGAGGGCUGCGGCGCCGAGGAUUAGUUUCGCGUUUUUGGGGGAUCAGUCGAGUGAUUCGGAAUGACGAGUACAGG
Molecule: messenger RNA, 955 nt
Organism: Saitoella complicata NRRL Y-17804
Lineage: Eukaryota; Fungi; Ascomycota; Saitoellomycetes; Saitoellales; Saitoellaceae
Exons: 2
Coding region: 10-945 (311 amino acids)
Cellular component (GO): nucleus
Source: RefSeq, a predicted model, not a curated record